This is a messenger RNA of Hylaeus volcanicus, 1687 nucleotides long. RefSeq lists its product as uncharacterized. Bases 296 to 1180 code for a protein of 294 amino acids. The transcript is spliced from 3 exons. Lineage: Eukaryota; Metazoa; Arthropoda; Insecta; Hymenoptera; Colletidae. The record is from RefSeq and is a predicted model, not a curated record.
CACGUAUUCGUCCCCAGGAAGGGCGACAGUUAAAGUUCAGGGACGUCACUUCCUGGUAUCGAAAGGGUUCGGUGGUGAGUCAAGUUCGGCUAACGGUUAAACAAACGGAAGAAAAAUCAGUUGCAACGAAAUCCGACCGUAGGAGGAGAAAGAGGGAGCGAGAGAAAGAGAUUCGCAACACGGUCUCAUCACCAUAGGUGAUGGGUCGAGAUGCGAGUGGGGCCAGGGCAGGUAUAAAAGGGGCACCGUGGCAUCCACAGAGCAUCAGUCCUCAAAUCCAGGAACAGCAGCAACCAUGAGGGCAUUCAUGAUCGUGGUGCUCGCCGCAACGGCGAUGGCGCGACCGGAAGCUGGCUACUCUUACUCCCAACCGAGCUCUAGCUAUGGAGCACCAGGUGGAACCGGAGGAGGAGGUGGCCUCGGAGGUGGCCUCGGAGGUGGCCUCGGAGGUGGCCUCGGCGGUGGACAUGGCGGAGGAUUAGGCGGAGGACUGGGCGGAGGCCUCGGAGGUGGACUCGGGGGUGGACUCGGUGGCGGACUCGGUGGUGGAUUCGGCGGCGGAUUCGGAGGUGGCUUCGGAGGAGGCUUCGGUGGCGGUGCUGGCGGUGGUGGCGGUGGCGGCGGUGGCGGCGGCGGCUUCGGCGGUGGAUCCCUCAUCCAGAAGCACAUCUACGUCCACGUACCACCACCAGAAGCACCGGAAGAAAGGCCGCUGAGACCCAUCGCGCCACCAGCGCCAGCUCAGAAACACUACAAGAUCAUCUUCAUCAAGGCGCCUACUCCCCCGACUCCAACCGCACCUGUCAUUCCUGCUCUUCCUCAGCAAGACGAACAGAAGACGUUGAUCUACGUGUUGGUUAAGAAGCCCGAAGAAGCGCCAGAAAUCAACCUACCUACAAUCGCGCCGACGCAACCCAGCAAACCGGAAGUUUACUUCAUCAAAUACAAGACGCAGAAAGAAGUCACGUCCGGAGGUGGUGGUGGAAUCGGCGGAGGACUCGGCGGAGGACUCGGCGGAGGACUCGGCGGUGGUCUCGGAGGUGGACUCGGCGGUGGUCUUGGAGGUGGACUCGGCGGUGGUCUGGAUGGACACGGCAGUGGUUCCACUGGCAUCGGUGGUAGCGGGCCGAGCGGACCCAGCUCGAACUACGGGCCCCCCGGCGGAUCAGGGCCUUACUAGUCACACAAAUUGCCCGUUGAAGCUCCACAGAUCCUCCUCUACUCGCAAUCGGCCCAAUACCCACGCUCCGCGACACGCACGCAUUCACGACUUCGGGCACGGCUUCGGCCAUGGCUCAACGGCGAUCCUUUUGGACGCUAUUCUCUGUGAUCCCACGUGGACGACCGUGGUGACGAGCAGGAUCACGUUCGAGCAAGAAAUGGAGGCUGCGAUCCGGUCGAUCGCUGUCCUCACGACGACGACGCUUACGUCGGUCCUGCUCGCGAUUUGGAGUUGCGCGAUAAUUACGACUUACGUGAGAACGACCGCGAUCAUAUGGAUGACCGUGAUGAUUACCAAGACGAUGACCACGAUCAUGAUGAUGAUGAUGCUGAUGAUGAUGAUUAUUCUAACGUUGGUUAGAAAUAAGACGACGACGACGACGACUAGGAUUAAAAGUUUUUUUAUACGUUAUUUUUUGCAAGAAAACGGUGGCGAAAUAAAGCUUUUUUUAUGUAUUUUUACAUA